Molecule: messenger RNA, 1074 nt
Organism: Psilocybe cubensis
Lineage: Eukaryota; Fungi; Basidiomycota; Agaricomycetes; Agaricales; Agrocybaceae
Product: Abasic site processing protein
Exons: 7
Coding region: 1-1074 (357 amino acids)
Biological process (GO): DNA damage response
Molecular function (GO): single-stranded DNA binding
Source: RefSeq, a predicted model, not a curated record
AUGUGCGGCAGAUUCUCUUUACGUGUAGAUCGUGGCGACAUACAGCGCUUGCCUGGGCUGGAUAUUGAUGUCGACGAAUGGGUGGAUGAAGAAGAGUUUGUCCCGAGAUAUAAUAUCGCUCCACGUACACAAGCUCCUGUUAUUCGGCGCAGGGACAGAAGCCCUUCUUCCUCGUCCUCAUCCUCUUCUCAGAAUAAUGAUAGCUUGAUUAUGCAAACCAUGAAAUGGGGUCUAGUUCCUCACUGGAGCAAAGUCGAAGACAAGUCGUUAAACACCACAAACGCGCGGUCUGAGAACCUCAUUGCUGGUGGCGGUAUGUGGGCCAGUAUCAAGGGCAAGCAGCGCUACUACGAAUGGCUGACGAAAGGGAAAGACAAGCUCCCACAUUUCACCAAACGCAAGGACGGGAAACUAUUGCUCAUGGCUGGUCUCUAUGACUCAGUUGUAUUGGAAGGAAAAACUUUAUGGACGUUUACUAUUGUCACCACUGACGCGAACAAGGAAUUCUCGUGGCUGCAUGAUCGUCAACCAGUGUUUCUCACCACUCGUGAAGCAUUAUACCAGUGGCUUGAUACAUCAUCACAGACUUGGACUCCGAAGCUCACUGAGAUGGUUCAGCCAUAUUCUGGAUCUGUCCCUUUAGCAUGCUAUGCUGUUCCGAAGGAAGUAGGCAAGGUUGGGACAGAGUCGCCGACGUACAUUGAACCUAUUACAGAUCGUAAAGACGGCAUUGAAGCCAUGUUUUCAAAGCAGAAGCAAAAGGCUUCUCCGACUAAAACUGCUCCAACUAAGAGGAAGGCCGAGUCUAUAACCCCAUCUCCAGAUACGAAAGGUUCUCAGCCUGUGAAAUUGGAGGACGACCAUCCAGACGAUAAGAAAAUCAAAUUGGACCAUGGGGAUGAUUCAAAUCAACCACUUGAGGAAAAAAAGACAUGCAUGUCGCGGGAACCGAUAUCUCUUCCAGACCAGAAACCUGUGCCAAGGCAGCUUAAACCAUCUCCGAAAAAGUCAUCUGCCAAGAGUAAAGCACCUCCAGGAAAUAGCAAGAUCAGCUCAUUCUUUGCGAAAGGCUGA